AUGGCGCAUAGGAAAUUACAGCAAGAGGUGGAUCGGGUGUUCAAAAAGAUCAGCGAAGGGCUGGAGAUAUUUGACACCUACUAUGAGAGGCAUGAGAACUGCACCAAUAACCCAUCGCAGAAAGACAAGCUGGAAUGCGACCUCAAGAGGGAAGUGAAAAAACUGCAGCGGCUUCGAGAACAAAUUAAGUCGUGGCAGAGCUCGCCCGACAUAAAGGAUAAGGAUUCACUGCUGGAACACAGGCGAUCCGUUGAGGUAGCAAUGGAAAAAUAUAAAGCUGUUGAAAAAGCAUCUAAGGAGAAGGCCUACUCGAAUAACAGCCUUAAGCGGUCUGACAAUCUCGACCCUAAGGAAAGGGAACGUCAAGAAAUCACGGACUAUCUGUCGCAGUCGAUAGAGGAACUGGAGCGGCAGUACGAUUCGGCACAAGUUGAGGUUGACAAGCUGAUAUUGCUCAACAAAAAGAAGAAGACGGCCACAACUGCAAACGAGGAGAAAAAGAAUCAGCUGAAAGACCUCCAGGGGAGAUACAGAUGGCAUCUGCAACAGAUGGAGCUUGCGCUGCGGCUUGUUGCAAAUCAAGAGCUUGAUCCAGAGGACGUAAAGCGCGUAAAAGACGAUAUUAACUACUUCAUUGAGUCCAACCAGGAACCAGAUUUCGUAGAAGACGAAACAAUAUACGAUGGACUGGACUUGACGUCGAAUGAGGCCAUUGCCCAUGAAGUCGCUGCAGCUUUUGCUGCACAGCGCAGUGAAGAACUUGAGGAAGACAUGGUCAAAGAGGGAGCGAAGCUCUCCAAAAAGGAGCAAAGGAAACUAGAAAGGGAAGCAAAAAAGGCCGCAAAGGCCUCAGCCAAAACAGGAAGUGGUACUGAGACGCUUCCCGAGUCUGCGGGCAUAGUGAUCCCUCAGAAAAACGAGCCAAGGCAAAUUGACAGUGUGAGUGAGUCGGCUUCCGUCAGUGCGUCGCGAUCCCCAUCGCCAGAUGUCUCAUCAGCAGGUACGAGCAUACCAAAUACGGCCAACUCAAAGUCAACGAUUCAACCAUCAUCAUCUGCAGGUCCUGUUAAUUUAAUGGGUAAACUGCCAGGCUCUCAGAUCAAACAGCAAACAAUAUCCAGAGAAGCCACUCCUGAACUUCAGGGCCAUACGCAUAUUCAUCAAUCUCUCAAUGGUAUAACGACUACUAGCACAUUGAAGCCUGCCACGGUACCCGCAAGACCUGUAGGUGACUUGCGGUGGGCCGCUGCAGCUUCUCAAGCCGCUGAGAAAGAAAAAAAGGCUGAACAUCUAAAUCACCAAGCGGCUAAAUCACAAUCUACCUCCUCUUCUGUGAAUAACAGUGCCACGACAAGCGCUGCGAGUACGCCGAUAGUUACUAAGCAAGCGUUGACGCCAGUUGGGCAGAAGAGAAUUCUUUCAAAUUCCCAAAUGCUAACUGCGACGGUGCCAUCUAGCGUCGGCAUUCAGGUCUCUAACAACACAUUGCCAAGCCAGAAGACAGUAAAUUCCCAAGAUGCCAAGGCUGGCGAACCAGCAGUAGAAGAGGUAAUUGAUGAUACUUAUGAUUCGGACUAUAGUCUUGACGACUUUGAUGAAUCUUCGGACGAUGAAAUAAUAGAUGAUGAAGAAAGCGCAACAAAAUCACAAAUAAGGGAGAACUUGCGGGAAACUCUAUCCGACGAUCUGGAGCUUUUGGUUCUGCCUGGGGGAGUUCAAGACUUCAUUAUGAGCUCUCUUCUGUCCAGAAAUGGUCUCAAUCGUUCAAAUGGCAGCUGUAGUAAGCUGCGGACUUUACGCGACGCAUGUCGUGUCUCGCGGCUGGACAAUAUACCUCGAUCUGUGAACCCUCCAUCUCCUUUAGAUGCGUUUCGCUCUACUAGCGUAUGGGAUGUUACGAGGUGUAGCCUCCGUGAUGAGAUCGGGGAAUUCGGUGGAGACAAACCUGCGGAGCGCGCCCACCUUCUGGAGAAAUUUCGCGGUCUGGAGACCUUCUUUUUAUUCUACUGCUUUUACUAUUCAAUAACUCCGCUGGAACAAGAAAUUGCAUAUACCCUUCUCGGCGAAAGGAAUUGGAAAGUUUCCAAAACUGGAGAAAAUUGGUUCUCCAGACAUAGCUUGCCUAAGUUCUCGAACGAACUUUGCGAGGUCGCCGACUUCAAGAUUUUCAACCUUGAUGAUUGGACCGUCACGGAUAAGCUAAACUUCAAACUGGACUAUAGCAUUUUGAGGGAUCCUCCUUCGACAGAAGCAGAACCAAGCCUUGUCGACGACGCGAAUGAGUCAGGAGCUUGGACCAAAAGCACCGUGGUUCAGUGA
Molecule: messenger RNA, 2319 nt
Organism: Lachancea thermotolerans CBS 6340
Lineage: Eukaryota; Fungi; Ascomycota; Saccharomycetes; Saccharomycetales; Saccharomycetaceae
Gene: NOT3
Product: CCR4-NOT core subunit NOT3
Exons: 1
Coding region: 1-2319 (772 amino acids)
Biological process (GO): nuclear-transcribed mRNA poly(A) tail shortening; regulation of DNA-templated transcription
Cellular component (GO): P-body; nucleus; CCR4-NOT core complex
Source: RefSeq, a predicted model, not a curated record